UUUAUCCGUUCGGUCGUGUCCGGUGUGUCUCCACACCUUAGGAAAAAAAAACUUUUAUUAUUUUGUUCUGAAAGUCUGCAGCAAAAUUCAAACACCCAAAUGAAACUUGAAUAUUUUGCACCAUUGAAGAAAGGAAGAGAAGCCGUUUGUAGAAAAGCAGUCUCCGUUUUUCCCAGAGUGCAUUUUACACCGUUCAUUGUGUACUUUUUUUGUGCGCUGAAGAGAGAUUUUCCUCCCGUCAUCGUCGAGUUUUCCCGUUUUUCUCUGUUUUUCCACACCGUGGUGUGAUGCACACAAAGCGUUUUCCACGCCACACCAGUAAAAGAAGAAAAAAGUGAUGUAAAAAAACAAAAUUGACGACGAGUUUUUUCCUUCAUUUUCCUGCAAGAAAAAGAAAAGAGGCAGUCUCGAGGAAAAGCGAUUUUCUUUUGUUCACCGUGAGCGAUAUUCCUUUAUUACUUUUUGAGGCCAUUGGAGGACACACAGCUGAGGAGCAGGAAAAAAAUCGAGCCAGAAUACAAAAAAAAGUUGAGAGUGUGAUUCAGCGAGAAAAAAGACCUUCUAACAAUCAACAAGAGUGCGAGAGAAAAAAUGUCCCAGAAAGCUUCAGGAAUAACGCGGAAAAUGGAUUUGGCACAAAAUCAGUACUAAAAAUGCGAAAUCGCAGCUCUGUAUGCAUUUGUAGAGCGGACUAAGUGCUAAUAAGCACUUUAACACGACGUGUACUUCUUUUUGGAGCCCUUGAAAAUGCAUCGUCAGUAAGGAGGAAAAUCCCCUUGUAUGUGUGCCACAAACUUUUGCUCACUGUUUGAAGAAAAGGAAAACCCAUUUUCCGACAUGGAUUAAAUUCGCUGUUUUCGAGGUGCAUCUCUGUGUGAUUAAUCGGUUCGGUUGAUCAAAGGUGGAAAAAUCAGAAAAAUGUAAACAGUUACGAAAAGAACUUCAGUUGAACACCUUUUUUGUUCAGUUUUUGAAGCGUUUCGAUCAUCAAAAGUAAAACAAGGAGACACACGGUUCGGACAAAGUUUUUGUGUUCAGUUUUUAAGUGUGAACAAUUUUUGAAGUGAAGACAAAAAUUAACCACUUUCGGAUACUCAAAGAAACACAUUUUGUAAAUAUAACCUACUCAAAAAAAUAUCAAGCAAAAAUAAUCGCUAAGUGUUUGUAACCAACUGUCAAAACUAGUAAACUUUGGCGUCAAAUAUUAUCAGUGUAACUCGUAACGUUUGGAAACACUAACCAAAAUAUCUAGAUUUAGAAGAAAAAAAAUAAAAAUUAAAAAAAAAUCGCAGCAUCAACAUAAUCAACACACAUCUCAAAACCCCCAGACAGACCGGCAAAAGUGUACGUGUGUGUGUGUCCAACGUUUAUGUACAAAACAAUUUCUCGUCUGUAUUAGAAGUGACGACGACGACGACGCGUGUUUGUGUCGUGUGUUGAUGCUGUUGUUAUUGUUGGUUUCGUUGAAAUCUCCCGCGCGCGCGGUGUGAAGAAGAACAACGACGACGGCGAAGGCUCUCUGGACAGAAUAUCGAUUUUCUGUUCGCUUGCAUGGUUUGAACUUUGCCAAGACGACGACGAAACAGCUGAUGAAUUAGGCAGGCCAAGUGCGUAGUCAAGUGCAGCAAGUAAAAAACUAUUGAAGAAGAAAACAACAUUGAAACCUUACUUGAUGAAACCAACCGUCGUCGCAGCUUUGUCGAAAAUGAACCCUCACUAAAUCGACUCGACUGGUGGCUCGUAGCUUGCUUCCCCCGGCCGGUGUUCAGGACUCACUUCAGAAUCUCGCCCUCCCGGCCAUGAGAUCGUUCUAGUAGAAUUUUCAAACUAGAUCUCGUUACACUCUGCAAAAUGGCCAUCAAUUUCUCCGCCUCGUUCGCGGCCUGUCUGGCGGCCGGCCUCAAGGUGCCCCGACAGAUCAUGUACUGCAUCUCGCAGGACACUCCGUACGUGCUGUACAAAGACUCCCAGGAAGCUGCCGAGCGAAUGGCCGGAGGGCAGUGGGGAGGUGGUGGCGGAGAAGUAUAUCCGGCGUUGCAGCAGCAGCACAUACCGAACCAUAACGGAGCUCAUCAGCAACAGCAGCAACUAGCCCAGCAGCAGCAACAGCAACAAGCUCCGCAACCUCAGCAACAAACUCCCAACAGUCCUCCGAACCAGGAGAGUAGACCCGGACAGCAACCGGGCGAACAAGCCAACGGCCAACUGCACAGUCCUGCCACAAGUCCAUACCCAAGGAACAACAGCAAUAACAACAACAACAACAACAAUCCUUCUACGACGGAAAUGGAGGAGGGUAUCAUCAAGGCUCAAACCAUGCAACAGCAAAACGUCCACCAGCAACAAAACGGACCACAACAAAUGCAAACCAAUGGUUCUCCACCGCAAAGCAAUGACCACCCGCACCAGCAACAGCAACAACAACAAUCCAACCAAUCUGCUCAACAAAACCAACCCGCUCAAGGAGGUCCCCCUCAACCCGCUGGCCAACAACAACAGCAGCAGCAACAGUGCUUCCCAGAACCACCCCAACCCGAACUGAGUUACUACGCCCAGCGCCACCACGGUCCGCAAGGCGCAAUGUUACCCCCGCCCGGAUUCACCCCGCUGCACCACUAUCUGAACAAGUCCGGCGUGCUGUCGGGAAUGCCCGCCGGCAUGGAGCAAGGUAACCCGCUGGAACAGUACGCCACCAUGCCGGACUUACUUCACGGGAACCAGGUCCACCACGGGAGUUCCGCCGGACCGAACGGACCGCACCACAAAAGCUCCAAGGGCUCGGACCUGCGACUGUUCAAGUGUCUGACCUGCGGGAAGGACUUCAAGCAGAAGAGCACCCUGCUGCAGCACGAACGCAUUCACACCGACUCGCGGCCGUACGGUUGUCCCGCCGUCGAGUGCGGCAAACGGUUCCGCCAGCAGUCCCACCUGACGCAACACUUGCGCAUCCACGCGAACGAAAAACCCUUCGUGUGUCCGUUCUGCCAGCGGGCCUUCCGGCAGCGGGCCAUCCUUAACCAGCACAUCCGAAUUCACUCAGGUGAUAAACCGUUCGGCUGUCCGUAUCCGGAAUGUGGCAAAAAAUUCCGUCAAAAGGCCAUUUUGAAUCAGCACGUGCGCACCCACCAAGACGUUUCUCCGCACCUGAUCUUUAAGAAUGGUCCACACGCCACCCUCUGGCCCCAGGACGUCCCCUACCCACCGGAACAGGAAGGUCAGCCCAAGGACGAGCAAACGUUCGGCGACGAAGCCACGUCCCAGGGCGGAACGCCCGAAUCACGAGCCUGCUUCUCGCCCGAGGGCGGCCUCCAGUACCCAUCGUACUUCAAAGACUCCAAGGGCGGCGGCGUCAACCACUCGAUCUUCGGCAACAAUCUGCCCUACCUGAACAACAAGCCAUCGGCCAACGGCAAGACCAUGCUACCGGACGUAAUCCAGCACGGUCGGUCCGCCGGCAUGCCGCUGUACGUGCGCUGUCCGAUCUGCCAGAAAGAGUUCAAGCAGAAGAGCACCCUGCUCCAGCACGGUUGCAUCCACAUCGAGUCGCGGCCCUACCCGUGUCCGGAGUGCGGCAAGCGGUUCCGCCAGCAGUCCCACCUGACCCAGCACCUGCGCAUCCACACCAACGAGAAGCCGUUCGGGUGUCCGUACUGUCCGCGGUUCUUCCGGCAGCGGACGAUACUGAACCAGCACAUUCGCAUCCAUACCGGCGAGAAGCCGUACAAAUGUGGCCAGUGUGGCAAGGACUUCCGGCAGAAGGCCAUCCUGGAUCAGCACACGCGGACGCACCAGGUAGGUGAUCGUCCGUUCUGCUGCCCAAUGCCCAACUGCCGGCGCCGUUUCGGCACCGAACAGGAAGUCAAGAAGCACAUCGAUAAUCACAUGAACCCGCAUUCGUCGAAAUCUCGAAAAUCGGCCACAAUGGCUGCGGCGUUGAAUAAUAAUAAUAACAACAACAACAACAACAAUAAUAAUAAUAACAAUAACCAUAACAACAACAACAACAACAACAGCGCCCUGGAGCAAAAAGUCUCCCCGAACUUCCUGAUCGACAACAAGCAGAACAAUCUGAUCCAGCGGAUGGCCGGCCCAGUCAAGCACGAGCUGUACUUCCCCCAGUGCUACGGACCGCCCUUCAACCAACCGUUCAUAACGGGUGCGGCGGCCGCCGUCGUAGCAGCAAACCAACAGCCGACGGCCAACGGUGGACCACCUGCCCCUCCGCAGCCGAUUGCGGCCACCGCACCGGGAACUACCGCGGUGAAUCCCCAGCAGCCCAGCGUGACCUCAGCAGUUCCACCGUCGGUCACAGCGGUCAUAACAGCGCCCGCGCCUCAAGCCGUCGUGGCCCAGUGACAUCCGCUGGAGGGACAGCAAAUGCCGCCAGCUCAGCCGGCUGCGCCGCAAACGCUUCAGCCAGCGACGUCCAUCGGACCACCGGCACUGAUUGCGAUCCAUCAAUAGGUGGUUACGGUUGGAAUCUUUUGGGAAAAAAGGCAUCUCAAACACACUGCGGUUUCUAUAAGCUAAUGAUAAACCAGUAACGAACCAUAUGGGAAUGAUACAACAGAAAUACUGAUGAGCAAUUACAGUACUAAGAAGUUUGCGCAAAUUUUUCACCUUCCGAUUGAAAGAUUGAAGCAUAUGAUGACAUGAAGCGUGGAAGGAGACGUAAAUUGUGAUAUUCAUUUGAUGACAUACAAAUGUGGUGAUAUUUUGAGUCAAGCGAUUAAAUUUUCAAGUUGGUUAACCAUGCGCCUCCACUAAAUCAUUACGACAUGUAAGUUUUAAUGGUGACGCUUGGUUGAUGGUAAAUGAUUUAUGAUUUAUUCUUGCUUGAAAUUAAUUUUGUUUUGUUCUGUAAUUUCAAAAUUUAAAGGUUUUCCUUAGAAUUUCAAAAUUACUUGUACCGUCAUCCGGGGUUACCGGGAACCGUGGUGUAGGGGUAAGCGUGGUUGCCUCUCACCCAGUCGGCCUGGUUUCGAUCCCAGACGGUCCCGGUGGCAUUUUUCGAGACGAGAUUUGUCUGACGACGCUUUCCGUCGGACG
Culex quinquefasciatus (southern house mosquito) is the source of this 5049-nucleotide messenger RNA. RefSeq names its product zinc finger protein 768. Gene Ontology annotation, molecular function: RNA polymerase II cis-regulatory region sequence-specific DNA binding; DNA-binding transcription factor activity. The record is from RefSeq and is a predicted model, not a curated record. Gene Ontology annotation, biological process: regulation of transcription by RNA polymerase II. Lineage: Eukaryota; Metazoa; Arthropoda; Insecta; Diptera; Culicidae. The coding region runs from base 1852 to 4356 and encodes 834 amino acids. The transcript is spliced from 7 exons.